Prunus avium (sweet cherry) is the source of this 4578-nucleotide messenger RNA. Lineage: Eukaryota; Viridiplantae; Streptophyta; Magnoliopsida; Rosales; Rosaceae. The record is from RefSeq and is a predicted model, not a curated record.
CAAGUUUGACUGGACCCCGAAAAUAGAGAAAAAGAUGGGGGGCAUCACUCCCACAAUUUACUCCCUCUCUCUUUCUCUCUCCCCCAAAGCCCACCAACUUGCCUUUGUAUUCUAUAUUCUUGUUUCUGUCUCACUUUACUUCCUCUAAAGCAUCAAAAACUCCCUCCUCUUUCUCCAAGCCAUUUUUUUUUCCUUCUUUUUUUUCUUUUCUUUUUCCUCUCCUUCUAAACUAAGCCAUUUAUCUUUUGUUCAUCAUUUCACCCUUCUGAUCCUGCAAGCUGCAGACUUGUGUGAAUCUGCAGAAAGCAAGAGUGUCACAUUCACAUGAACAGUUUUGGGGGUGUUUUGCCUUCUGGGUUCCAAAAUUGGCAGUCAAAGAGAAAAGAAAAAAGAAAACAUUAAACGACUGAAAUGAAAUGCUAGUACUGUACUUGCUGGUUUGAGUAUCACAGCCCGACAUUUCUGAACAUCGUACCCAGAGGUUCUGUCACUCCGAGCUUCUAAGCAGAGCCCACUUGAGAAAAUGUGUGGAAAUUUUGCAAGGUUCAGCUCAGAUCUGAAAUGAAGCAAACUGGUUAAGUUUAGGUGAAUGAAUUUUGUAUAGUUGGUGCUGUUUUCAUCAGCCAUCUGCAAAAAAAGAUUCUUUUUUUCAUGAGUUUCUGAAAGGAUGAUGAUGAUGAAGAGAGAUUAGAUCAGAACAAGGAGGGGGUAGCUGUUAGUACAUGAUGGGAUUCUUCUGCUUUCUUUUGCUGUUUGUUUUUCACUUCUACCUGCUCCUAAGUUUGGCCUCAGGCGCCAGAAAUUUGUCUUCAUCUAAACAACUACAACAAGAACAAAGCCAGAGUGAUGAUGAUGAGGUGGGGCUGCUGUUGGCUUUCAAACAAUCCUCUGUUCAAUCUGAUCCCCAUGGUUUCUUGUCUGAUUGGAAAGCUGAUUCUGCCACCCCUCUCUGCUCAUGGAGGGGCCUCACCUGCUCUUCUGAUGGCCACGUCAUCACCAUCAACCUCUCCAACGCUGGUCUCAUUGGCAGCCUACACUUUCCAACUCUCACGGCCUUGCCGAGUCUCCAAAAUCUCUAUCUGCAAGGCAAUUCAUUCUCUGCUGCUGAUCUCUCUGUCUCCAACAGAACCUCAUGUAGACUUGAGACUGUGGACUUGUCCUCCAACAACAUCUCUGAACCUUUUCCAAGUCCAUCUUUUCUUCUGGGUUGUGAUAAUCUUGCUUCUGUUAACCUCUCUCACAAUUCAAUCCCUGGUGGCAGUCUCAGCUUUGGUUCUUCUCUGCUGCAGCUUGACCUCUCUCACAAUCAGAUUUCUGAUACAGCCUUGUUGACAUGUCAAAAUCUGAAUCUGCUCAAUGUUUCCACUAACAAGCUCACUGGAAAACUGAGUGAUUCUCUCUUUUCUUGCAAGAAUCUAUCAACCCUUGACCUUUCAAACAAUACUUUUUCUGGGGAAAUACCAAGCAGCUUCCUGGCAAAGGCCUCAGCAUCUCUCAAGUAUUUGGAUCUCUCAAGCAACAAUUUCACUGGAAAAUUCUCCAACCUUGAUUUUGGGCAGUGCAGAAGCAUCACUUUGCUGAAGCUAGCACACAACGCACUCUCUGGGGAUCAAUUUCCUGUAAGCCUUGGUAACUGUCAGGUUCUGGAGACACUAGACCUCUCCAAUAAUAAGCUUGAGAACAAAAUUCCUGGUGUUUUGUUGGGCAAUCUCAAGAAAUUGAGGCAACUGUUUUUGGGUCAUAAUCAUUUUUCUGGUGAAAUUCCAACUGAACUAGGAAGGGCUUGUGGGACUCUUCAGGAACUUGAUAUCUCUGUUAACAAUCUUUCUGGAGGGUUGCCUUCAAGUUUUGCAUCCUGCUCUUCUUUGUUUAGUCUCAAUCUUGGUCGCAAUCAGCUCUAUGGAAAUUUCCUUAGUUCCAUUGUAAGUAGUCUUCCUAGUUUGAGAUACCUAUAUGUGCCAUUCAACAACAUAACUGGUCCUGUGCCACUGUCUCUUACCAAUGGUACUCGGCUUCAAGUGCUCGAUCUCAGUUCUAAUGCCUUCACGGGGAACGUCCCUUCAGGGUUUUGCUCCUCCAAUGCUCCUUCAGCUUUGGAAAAGAUACUUCUAGCCAACAAUUUUCUCUCCGGGACUGUGCCCUCGGAACUUGGAAACUGCAAGAACCUGAAGGCUAUUGAUCUUAGUUUUAACAGUCUGAGUGGUCCAAUUCCUUCAGAAAUUUGGAGCCUGCCAAAUCUCUCUGACUUGGUUAUGUGGGCAAACAACCUCGCUGGUGAAAUCCCAGAAGGUAUUUGCAUCAAUGGAGGAAACCUGGAAACUCUGAUUCUCAACAAUAAUCUCAUCACUGGAACCAUUCCCCGGUCCAUAGCCAAAUGCACCAAUAUGAUUUGGGUGUCACUAGCUAGCAACCGCCUUACGGGAGAUAUCCCUUCUGGUAUUGGAAAUCUCAUUAAGCUUGCUAUACUUCAGUUGGGUAACAAUUCACUCUCUGGACAGAUUCCAGCUGAGCUUGGCAAGUGUCAGAGCCUUAUUUGGCUUGAUUUAAACAGCAAUGACCUAAGCGGUUCUAUCCCAUCAGAGCUUGCCAACCAAGCUGGCCUAGUCUCUCCUGGAACCGUUUCCGGGAAGCAGUUUGCAUUUGUGAGAAAUGAGGGUGGGACAUCCUGCAGGGGUGCAGGAGGACUAGUUGAGUUUGAGGGAAUCCGAGCAGAGAGACUGGAAAAGUUUCCUAUGGUGCACUCUUGCCCAUCAACUAGAAUUUACUCUGGCUUGACAGUUUACACAUUCACCAGUAAUGGCAGCAUUAUCUACCUUGAUCUAUCCUACAAUUCCUUGUCUGGAAGCAUUCCUGACGACUUAGGUACACUGUCCUAUCUGCAAGUCUUCAACCUUGGGCACAACAUGCUAACUGGAAAUAUUCCUGAUAGCUUUGGAGGAUUAAAAGCAAUUGGAGUCCUUGAUCUCUCUCACAAUAAUCUUCAGGGCGCUUUGCCGGGAUCAUUGGGGACUCUCUCUUUUCUGAGUGAUCUUGAUGUGUCUAACAACAACCUCAGCGGUCUCAUCCCUUCCGGAGGUCAGCUGACCACUUUCCCAGCAUCCAGAUAUGAGAACAACUCUGGCCUUUGUGGGGUACCCUUGGGAGCAUGUAGCUCUCAAAGGCACUCAGCAAAUUCCAGAGUUGGAAGAAAAAAGCAAUCUAUGACUUCAGGAAUGGUAAUUGGCAUCACAUUCUUUUUCUUCUGCAUUCUUAUACUUGCAUUAGCUCUAUAUCGAGUGAAGAAGUACCAGCAGAAGGAGGAAAAGAGAGAGAAGUAUAUUGAAAGCCUUCCAACUUCAGGCAGCAGCAGCUGGAAACUUUCCAGUGUUCCUGAGCCGCUCAGCAUCAACAUAGCCACAUUCGAGAAACCUUUGCGGAAGCUGACCUUUGCCCAUCUACUUGAAGCAACAAAUGGUUUCAGUGCAGACAGCCUGAUAGGUACUGGAGGGUUUGGUGAGGUUUACAAGGCACAACUGGGAGAUGGCUGUGUUGUUGCUAUUAAGAAGCUUAUUCAUGUCACAGGUCAAGGAGACAGGGAGUUUAUGGCAGAAAUGGAAACUAUUGGGAAAAUCAAGCACCGAAACCUGGUUCCAUUGUUGGGGUACUGCAAGAUUGGGGAGGAGAGACUUCUUGUGUAUGAGUACAUGAAAUGGGGAAGUCUGGAGGCUGUUCUUCAUGAUAAGUCUAAGGGAGGGGUCUCUAGGCUGGAUUGGGCAGCACGAAAGAAGAUUGCCAUAGGCUCUGCUAGAGGUCUAGCAUUCCUUCACCAUAGUUGCAUACCUCAUAUCAUCCACCGGGACAUGAAGUCUAGCAAUGUUCUUCUAGAUGAAAAUUUUGAGGCCAGAGUAUCUGAUUUCGGCAUGGCGAGAUUGGUGAAUGCCCUCGAUACUCAUCUUAGUGUGAGCACCCUUGCAGGUACUCCAGGUUAUGUUCCCCCUGAGUACUACCAGAGUUUUAGAUGCACCGCAAAAGGGGAUGUCUACAGUUAUGGUGUUAUACUGCUAGAGCUUCUCUCUGGGAAAAGGCCUAUCGACCCGUCAGCGUUUGGUGAUGACAACAACCUGGUUGGAUGGGCAAAGCAGCUUCAGAGGGAUAAGAGAUGUAAUGAGAUACUGGACACGGGGUUGUUGCCAGAGGUAUCCGGUGAGGCUGAACUAUACCAGUAUCUGAGGAUUGCCUUUGAGUGCCUAGAUGACAGGCCAUUCCGCAGGCCAACCAUGAUUCAGGUUAUGGCUAUGUUUAAAGAGCUUCAGGUUGAUUCAGAGAACGAUGUCCUCGAUGGCUUUUCGCUGAAAGAGACUGUUGUUGAGGAACCAUAAAAGACCAAUUAAACUAUAAAGCUAUGGCUAUCCGGUUGUGGUUCCAAUUAACGAAGUUUCUGAGAUCGAAAACAGGGAUUCGAUCGAUCCUUCACAUUAUGCGGGCUGUAUAUAAUAGAACCGUGAAUCAAAGAGAGAGGUAGAAGAAAUGCUUAGGGAGAACAGAGUAAAUGGAGUCUUUUAGUAGCUCAAAUCUGGUAAAGUGUGUAUUCGUUCAUUU